AAAGGAUAUACAAGGAGAGGGACCUUUUUGUAUUACAGAAAAAUCAUCAUCAGAAGAAAAAAAAAACUUAUCCUCUCUCUCUCUCUCCUUCCGUUUCUUUCUCCCUGUUCCUUGGUGCUUAUGAUCCAUUCCCAAAUUCUUCUUCGUCCUCGUCGCCCUUCGGCCUUUCUCAGAUAAUUAGUUGCAGAAGAGGAGAUGGUGUUCGGUUGGAGAAGAGCUUUCUGUACCUCCGUGGACAGAGAUCAUACAUCACCUCGUGACCCUCAAGCCGCUAAUCCUAGCCCCAGGCUCCGACCCAAGUUCGGUUUCUUCUCGAACCCGUCAACGCCCCGCCUCCGGUCCGAUUCCGUACCCGUCGCCGACCUCGGCUGCCGGUCCCACACGGCCACCUCCGUCGCCACGAUCCCUUCCUCGUCUCUGCCCUGUAGCCCUAAACUCCAUUGCAGAACCAUCAGCAAUGCUACUCCGAGGAACAACACCAGUACUAGCCCUAGAUUGUUCUCCAGUUUCUCUAACCCUUCUUCCCCGAAAUCUCCUUCCUCCGGUCUAUCUCUACUCAGAGCCACGCUUCUUCUCAACAAAAGUAGUAGUAGCAGAUGUGGGAUUUGUUUGCAGAGCAUGAAAUCGGGUCAAGGUUCGGCGAUCUUUACGGCGGAGUGUUCCCACGCGUUUCACCUUCAUUGCAUCGUCAGGCUCGGAGAUAAACGCUGUCCGGUCUGUGCGACCGCGUGGACCGACGCGCCGUCGCGUAACCCAUAUGCGCACAGUAGCUUCAGGCCCGACCCGAAUAGAAGACCCGAACCCGAGUCCAAGAUCCGAGAAGUCAAGGCCGGGAAGUCGCUGAGAGUCUACAACGACGAUGAGCCGUUGACUUAUUCGCCGGUGUCUCUCGCUCAGUUCAAUACGAUACCGGAAUCAGACGAAAUCGAUGUGGAAGACGACGACGAAUUUCCGGGGUUCUUCGCGAAUACAUCGACGUUUGCUUUGCCUUCCAAGUUGGUUGAUCCUCCAAUCUCGAUGAAUCUGGAGGUUAAGUUACAGCCGGAAUCUGCCGUUGUCGCCGCCGGGAGAAGAUACGAGACGCACGCCGUCGUAAUGAAGGUUAGGUUAAGGCCGCCGCUCACGGCAGCGCGUGAGGAUCCUAGGCCGGCGGUGGACUUGGUUACGGUCCUCGAUCUCAGCGGCGGGGUGAGAUUGCAGACAGUGAAGCACGCGAUGAGGCUGAUGAUCUCUCUCCUCCGGGAGACGGACCGGCUAUCUAUCGUUGUCUUCUCCUUUGGAUCGAAGAGCGCCUUCGGAUCGAGGGGGUGCCUGCCGCUUCGGCGGAUGACGGCGGAAGGACGCCGGACGGCACGGCGGAUUGUGGAUGUACUCUCCGGAGGUGCUGGCGCCGGCACUGGAGCCGGUAUGAGCGUGAACGACGCGGUGAAGAAAGCGGUGAAGGUCGUGGAAGAUCGGCGGGAGAGGAAUCCGACGGCGAGCAUCAUCGUCUUAUCGGACGGUCAGGAUAAUCCGGCGGUCCUCAAGGCCCAACUGAGCUCAAAGCGAGUGCCUUUCGUCGUCUCCACCACUCGCCUCUCUCACCUGGAGAUCCCCGUCCAUUCCGUAUGGGUCGCACCCGGCGGUACGUUGGAUCACGCGCCACUCCGAGACGCGUUCACGGAGCGGAUCGCGGGGUUGUUCAAUUUAGCGAUGAGGGAGGUGAGGCUGCAGCUCGAUCUGGUCUCCGGAUCGAGUUCCUCGGAGAUAACGUCGGUGUACACUCUGUCGGGUCGGCCCGAGAGAUUCGGAUCCGGUUCGGUGGUGGUCGGAGGCCUGUUCGCGGAGGAGGAGAGGGAAUUGCUCGUGGAAAUCAAAGUGCCUGCUUCGUCGGGCGGGUCCUACCACGUCAUGUCCGUACGGUCCUUUAUCGUUGACCCCAUAACUCACCGACCGACCAUCUGCCCCGCGGAACGGCGUCUUCUGAUCCCGCGGCCGCAGACCGUCCGAUCAUCCAUCGAACGGCUGAGAAAUCUCCACGCGGCAUCACGAGCUGUGACUGAAUCUCGCCGGUUAAUUGAGCGGGAAGAUUUGGCCGCAGCUUAUCAGGGGGGAGCCACAAUGUCGCAAGCUAAUACUGGCUCAGUCGAAGAUAGCCUGCGUGGCUUGGAGGCUGAGCUUGCCGAGUUGAACCGGUUGAGACUCAGGGCUGGUUCAGUGGCUCGGACCAAAGAUCAAACCGUGCAAAUUCCGCCGACGUCGGCUGGGCGAGCCGCCGAGAAAUUGGCGAAAGUGGCUAUGAUGAGGAAGCACAUGAAUCGGGUCAGCGACUUGCACGGUUUGGAAGACGCCAGAUUUUAGUUUAUAAUCUGUAUGAUUAUUUUUUGUUAUUUUCGGGAACGAUUAAUUUAAAAUACGGUAU
Messenger RNA from Tarenaya hassleriana, 2401 nucleotides. RefSeq lists its product as uncharacterized. Lineage: Eukaryota; Viridiplantae; Streptophyta; Magnoliopsida; Brassicales; Cleomaceae. The record is from RefSeq and is a predicted model, not a curated record.